Thermothielavioides terrestris NRRL 8126 is the source of this 1990-nucleotide messenger RNA. RefSeq lists its product as uncharacterized. Gene Ontology annotation, biological process: GTP biosynthetic process. Bases 180 to 1802 code for a protein of 540 amino acids. Gene Ontology annotation, molecular function: IMP dehydrogenase activity. Gene Ontology annotation, cellular component: cytoplasm. The transcript is spliced from 3 exons. The record is from RefSeq and is a predicted model, not a curated record. NCBI's taxonomy places the organism in Eukaryota, Fungi, Ascomycota, Sordariomycetes, Sordariales, Chaetomiaceae.
AAAAUUUCGAGGCCAACUCCAAAAUUCUUCCUUGUCCUUUCUCUUGGGGGGGAACAGUCGGCCGAUCUAGCCAAAGCACUCUGUCGCUGUCUCCCCCCGCGCCAACACCCGUCUUCCAUCUUCUCUGGAUCCGCUGGCUCGGUUUAGUUGCAUUUGAAUCCUUUGUUGAUUGCGCAGAAAUGCCGGCGACAAAUGGUCUCAACGCCAACGAGGGCAUCCUCGACUACCGGAAGGCGGUCGAGGUGCUCUCGGAGUACGAGAGCCGCGAUGGUCUCAGCAUCAGCGAGCUCAUGGACACCAAGGUCCGUGGCGGCUUAACGUACAAUGAUUUCUUGCUGCUCCCGGGCUACAUCGGCUUCCCCGCCUCUGCCGUCACCCUUGACUCGCCCAUCACCAAGAAGAUCACGCUCAAGACGCCCUUCGUGUCUUCGCCCAUGGACACCGUCACCGAGCAUGAAAUGGCGAUCCACAUGGCGCUCCAGGGCGGUCUCGGCGUGAUCCACCACAACUGCUCUCCCGACGCCCAGGCCGACAUGGUGCGGAAGGUCAAGCGGUACGAAAACGGCUUCAUCUUGGAUCCCGUCGUGAUCAAGCGGGAUACGACCGUUGGCGAGGCCAAGGCUCUGAAGGAGAAGUGGGGUUUUGGUGGUUUCCCCGUGACAGAGACCGGCAAGCUGGGCUCCAAGCUCCUCGGCAUCGUCACGAACCGGGACAUCCAGUUUGAGGACGACCUCGAUCAGCCCGUGUCCAACGUCAUGGUCACCGAUCUCAUCACCGCCCCGGCCGGAGUCACGCUGCUCGAAGCGAACAAGAUUCUUGCAAAUUCCAAGAAGGGCAAGCUCCCGAUCGUUGACCAGGAGGGAAACCUCGUCUCGAUGAUCUCGCGUUCCGACUUGACCAAGAAUUUGCACUUCCCGCUGGCUUCCAAGGCGCCGGACUCGAAGCAGCUGAUAUGCGCCGCCGCCAUCGGCACCCGACCCGAGGACAAAGUCCGUCUUGCGAAGCUGGUUGAUGCUGGCCUGGACAUUGUCGUUCUCGACAGCAGCCAAGGCAACAGCAUAUACCAGAUCGAGAUGAUCAAGUGGAUCAAGCAGGAGUACCCCAAUCUCGAGGUCAUUGGCGGGAACGUCGUGACCAGAGAGCAGGCUGCUGCCCUGAUCGCCGCUGGUGUGGACGGUCUUCGGAUUGGCAUGGGUAGCGGCAGUGCCUGUAUCACCCAGGAGGUCAUGGCGGUCGGCCGUCCUCAGGCCACAGCCGUCUACAACGUGUGCUCCUUCGCCUCCAAGUUCGGCGUGCCCUGCAUCGCCGAUGGCGGGAUCCAGAACGUUGGCCACAUCGUCAAGGGUCUUGCACUGGGCGCGUCGACCGUCAUGAUGGGGGGGCUGCUGGCUGGAACUACCGAGUCCCCCGGCACGUCGUUCGUGUCCAGGGAGGGCAAGCUCGUCAAGGCCUACCGUGGCAUGGGCAGCAUCGACGCCAUGCAGGACAAGAAGGCUGGCGGUGGCGGCAAGGACAGCCAAAAGAGCAAUGCUGGCACUGCUCGCUAUUUCUCGGAAGGUGACAGCGUCCUGGUUGCCCAGGGCGUCUCUGGCGCGGUGGCCCACAGAGGAUCUGUCACCAAGUUCGUUCCUUACCUCGUGGCCGGUCUCAAGCACUCGUUGCAGGACUGCGGUAUGACCAGCCUGAAGGAGCUUCACGAAUGUGUGGCGAAUGGCACGGUGAGGUUUGAGGUCCGCACCGCCAGCGCCCAGAUGGAGGGCAACGUAAACAUGGAGUCGUAUGAGAAGAAGCUGUAUGCUUAAAUGGCCCGGUGAGGUAGAAGUGACGGAAAAGAGAUGGACGCUAAGGCGGCCGAAGAACUCAUGGGAAUGAAUGGGAAUGGUUGCUACGGAGUUUACGGGAUUAGGACCGGUGCUGACCAUGCUGUUGAUGUUCUUGUGGAAUGAGUAGGCCACAUAACUAAAUCCUCACACUCUGUGAGUCAGCAUGA